GUAAAAUUGGUGAAGUCACGCAAAGCACGCGCAGACGAACCACAGAAGGAGCGGCCAUUUUCUUUUGUUCUCUUUCCUCAUAAUCUAAACGACGUGGAACGAAGUGACCAUCAUUUGGAGAUUUUAGUAUUGGAGACUAUUGUACUCUUUUAGGGAAUGUCAGCUACUAUCGACCAGGUAUGUUUUCAGUUUAAAUCAUUUCGUUUUUCGUCGAUUUCUUGGCGACCAACGGCAACAACGACUAAUUUGAUUCUAAUUUCCUCUGCAUUCCUGAAUGCGUGUUCCCUCGUGUGUGCGCAGCGACCCAAGGAUCACAGCGGAAAAGGUACGUCACUGUCUUUUUACUGCGUGCUUUAAGCGGCAAAGAGCCGUUUGCAUGAUAGUUAAUCGAUUAACGCUGUUUCGAAUAUUUUACAGGGUACGUGAACAAAAAUGGCGAAUUACAGAAUGUGGCGGGUGAAGAUAUCGAUCGCUACCUCCAUCCGGGAGCGAAACAGGUGAGAUUUGUCAGAUGUUUACUUUGCAGGCGUAUUUUCUUCGCACCACUCCGCUUUAACCACGAUUUGAUUCCUUCAAGGGCCUACACUAACUGUUGCCAUGUCUUUUUUUCUAUCCCUUCGAUAACGUCAUGGCAUUCCCGAUGGAUCGGCUUACGACGAUAAUCAUAAAUUCGUGUUUAGGGCACCGAGAAACAGUUGAACUCUCAACAAGUCAACACGAGCUUGCCGAGCCAAUUAACGGACACUUAUCUGCCACCAUUUUAUCCUACGACAACAACGGGUUCCAAUACAGGAUUACCUCCGAUGCCAUUCCCUUAUCUGAAUGCUGCUGGAAUCAGCGACGGCACUUGGUCCACUGGAGUGCCUUCGCUCAAUCCUAACACGCUGUUUCCUUCAUCGGGUUUCGGAGCAGUUGGGAACGGAGAACAACUAUUACAAGACCAGAUGUUCAAUCACAAUGCAGACGCUACAAACGCUUAUCGAAGCAGUUUAACCCAUAACUCUCAGGGCCCCCAAGCACUCUAUUUUCCUGGAACAUCUACUGAUAUUUCAUGGGGGGAACAGUCUCAGGGGUCAGCAAUGUUGCCAAAUUUUUACCAACCACCACCACCUCCGACAUCUGAACACGGAGCUUUGAAUCCUAUUGGAGUUGAUUUGGACUCUUUGAAAGGAAAGGAGUUUGGUUCUGCUGGAAAUGUGGAAAAUGCCCUUUCUAGUUUGGCUCUAGGAGUAGAUGACAAAGGAAAUGAAGGGUUGAACGAUCAAACCAAGUUGUCAUCUCAGGCAACUAGUUCAUCAACUGUUACUCCUUCUGAGACUAAACCAAAGUCUUGGGCUGCUAUUGCAAGCCAACCAGCUAAGCCAAAGGCAAAGUUACCUCCACCAAAACCAAAACUGCCUCCUCCAAUAACCUCACAACAAACUGUUGGGCCUUCUAAAGUUGAAUCUGGGGCAUGGGGAAAUGCAGUAAAAUCUGGUCCCAACAAGCCUGCGAUUGGCCGCGGCACAAGGCCGCGACCCAAUACAGGAGGAAUGUCCGGAAAUCCAGGACCUGUGAAUCCACCAGUUAAUUCAUCUGAAUCUGUUCCAAUUCUUGAUAAAUUGAGAUCCAAGAAUUGUUACAAUCCAAAGGAAUUUGGCCUGCUUCAGAAAAAUGCCCGGUUUUUCAUUAUCAAAAGUUACAGCGAGGACGAUAUUCAUCGUUCAAUCAAAUACUCCGUGUGGACAAGCACAGAGCAUGGAAACAGGCGUUUGAACGAUGCUUUUAAAGAGCAGCAGGGCAGUAAAUCUCCAAUUUAUCUGCUUUUCAGUGUGAAUGGAAGUGGCCAUUUCUGUGGAAUUGCAAUGAUGACAUCGGAGGUCGAUAUGGAGAUUGAAACUGGAAUUUGGACUCAGGACAAGUGGAAAGGCAAGUUUGAUGUGAAAUGGUUCUAUGUGAAGGAUGUGCCAAACAAUGCAUUACGUCAUAUUCGCUUGGAGAACAAUGACAACAAGCCUGUUACCAAUUCCCGGGAUACCCAGGAAGUCCCACUGGAGAAAGGAAAACAGGUACUGAAGAUCAUUCAUUCUUACAAGCACCAGACGUCAAUCUUUGAUGACUUUGGCCAUUACGAGAAACGACAGGAUGAAGAAUUUAAAAAGGUAAGAUUGAGCUGAUUUGAAACACAGCGACAUUAAGGCAUCACUUUUGAAGUAAUUUUACUUCCUCAUGUGUAAAGCCAAGCUUUGGAAGUGCAAGCUGAAGGUCUUCCUGAGAGGUGCAUCUUCUUUUUACUUUUAGGCAUUAGUUAGGUCAAAAAACAUCCUUGUUUAAAAUUUUAAAUCCACCAUUCUUGCCCCUGGUAAUAAUUGGAAAGUAGUAAUUGGAAAAUAAAGAUUGGAAAUCUGCAUUCUACCUUCAUGAACAAGGAAUUCACACUUAAUUUUUGGCAGUAAGACUUUUGAUUUUAAAAAUUAAAAAAAAAAAAAGAUAAGAGAAAGUAGAACCAUUUAAAAUGAUGCAACUCUGGCUAUUUAUGGUGACAUGAUUGUGUUAAUGUAUUAGUGCACAUGUACUUUUAGCUGUUGGCAUUUAUUUUCUAGACUGUCACUGGCAUAUUAUUUAAGAAAUUAUCAAGAAUGGAAUAAUUGUUUCGUCUCCUGGUUUCUGUUUCUCUGCUGUUCAGGGCGUGAAAUUAACUUUUUUUAUGAUAGCCACUUGGCUCCUAAAUUCUUCAAAGUGGUAGCCAAUUCUCAAAAAGUUGGUCGCCAUUUUCAAAGACAAACAAAAUCUUUCUUUACGCUGUCAGCGUUCUAGAUAGACCCUCCAAAAUUAAGUAAGGGAAAAGAUCUUUAACGUGCUACAAAGUGGACACUAGGAUGGAUGAUAUACAACGUCAGGCUCAUCUAAAUCCAAGAUGGCGUCUAGUUAUCGAUCGAGAAGCACGUGCUAUGUUUUAGAAACAAACUUAAUGAGGAAGUUUGCUGCGGGUUUAUCUUUGCAAAUCUUUUUAAUUCACUAUAUCUCUUGGUAAGGUUAUGAUGAAACGUUCUAGUCGCCAAUUUGGCGUCUAACUUUCAGGAUUUGGUCGCCAAAGUGAAAAAUUUUGUCGCAUUGGCACCUGUAUUAGGCGCAAUUUCACGUCCUGCUGUUACAGUUCUGCCACAAUACUGAGUAACACUUCUAUGAUUCUAUCAUGCUGAAAAUUUUAGUACGAAUUGUGGUGCAAUGACACAGCAGGUGAAUAUUGAAAUUGUCACUUGAAGAUGAAAUCACAAAUUAUGUUGAUACGCUUUUAACCCUUUAACUCCUAGAUCAAAUUUGUAAUUCUCCUUACUGUCAACCAUACAGUUUUUAUAUCACUAUUUCAGAGAAUUUAGUAUUGGAUCAACAAAUUGUCCUCAAAAGGAUAUUUUUCUUUAUUCUCAUCACUUAUCUGGUUGAUAUUGUAUAGAUAUUGUGAGGAGAAAUUCUGUUUAAGGGUUAAAGUGGGAAGAGAUUUACAUAGUGCUUUACUGUAUUUAUAGAUAGCAAGUUCUAUACCUCAGCAAAGGGGUUGGAAAGGUUCCUCUUCCAAGAGAUAAUCAGUUGCACUUAGAUCCCAUAAUUAGGGAAUUCUCAAAUUGCUUAUUAAAAUAAGCAUUAUGAGAGAAAAGAUAUGAAGUUAACAUCUACUGAAUAAAAAAAUUCUUUCUAUUUGUUUUUCAGGGAGGAAAGAAAGUUGUUGGAGUCAAAGCACCAUAAAGAAGGGCAUUCAUAAGUCUGCCUUCACUAGCCAGAGAGUCUGAAUAAACUAUUAUUCCAAUAAUUCUUUUCUAGUUGGGCAAAGGAACCCUCUAAUGAUUUGCUUUUGGAGAAUUUCCAAUGGUGAUUUGAAAUUCUGUAUAGUCUCAACUUCAAAAUAACAAAUCACCAGUAUAAACUUUAAAAAAAAUAUACACUGACUCGUGCUGGGAGGAAGCUUAUGUCUUUAGGUAGGUAUGAGCUCAAAAGCUCCCCAAGUACAUGUAGUAGGAUCAUUGUUUUUUAUUCCUUGAGUACUGUAGGUUGGAGCCAAGGUGGUGCUGUUGGCUUAAGUCUGUUAUGCAUAGCUGCUAUUAAGCUGGGGUUCCUUUCACAAUAAACCACAAUCGUGUGAUAUUGGUUUUGAUUCUUUGAUUGAAUGGUACAAUCUGAUGUCACUAAAAUUCUCACCUCCUUCUGUAUGUUUGCAUUUGUUUCACUUAAAAACUUUAAGCAUUUAAUUCCCAGGGAUGACCCAAAGAAUUUCUCUCAACAAUAAUUAUUCAUUUUCUAGCAGAGUGCUGAUGGAGGGUAUAAAUAUUGAUGAGGAAAAUGUUUGAUCAAAUACCAAACUCUCAGUUCUGAAAGUGUAAGAAAUGUAUCCCAAACAGUGUUGAGAAUUGAUAUUUAGAACGUCAUGAAAGGGUGACAAUGCACAAGUCAUAACUUAAUACUCUUGUAAGAAACUUAGAAUAUCUAAGUCCUGGGUCGAGCGUUCUUGCAAAAGUGUGAAAGGUGAAGUGUGGUGAGAAGUGAAAGGUUUUCUCGUCGGAGGAGGUGCAUAGCACUUGGACAAUAGCU
Messenger RNA from Pocillopora meandrina, 4563 nucleotides. Lineage: Eukaryota; Metazoa; Cnidaria; Anthozoa; Scleractinia; Pocilloporidae. The record is from the annotation of a GenBank genome assembly.